CCCAGCGAGGGCAGCGAGAAGGAGCCGCUGGCCGUGGUGGGCUCCCCGUACUGGAUGGCGCCCGAGGUGCUGCGAGGGGAGAUCUACAACGAGAAGGCUGAUGUGUUCGCCUACGGCAUCAUCCUGUGCGAGACCAUCGCUCGUGUCCCCGCAGACCCUGACUACCUGCCCCGCACCGAGGAUUUUGGCCUGGACGUCACCGCCUUCCGCACCAUGGUGGGAAUCGACUGCCCGGCCGCCUUCCUCCAGCUGGCUUUCCACUGCUGCAGCAUGGAGCCAACCUCCCGCCCCUCGUUCCUGGAAAUCACACAGUGCCUGGAAGGCGUCCUGCAGCACCAGCUGGGCGUGGAGGGCGCCGGGGCCACCCUCUUCAGCAUCAGGGAUACCCUGCCCGCGCCCGGCACGGCGCCCGCGCUCAACGGGGUAGCCGGGAGGGCGUCCAGCCAUGCCAAGCAGUCGCCCCUGCGCGAGCUGGGGACGCAGCACCUGCAGCCGGACCAGCGCCUGUCCCGCAGUCAGUCCGACGUGUUCCCCCCAAAAUCGCCCACCCCACCGCGGCCGCCCGAGCCCUGCGUCGGGGCCAGGACCAAGGAGACGCCGGCACGCGUCAACCCCUUCUCCCAGCGCGAGGACCUGAAGGGGGGCAAGAUCAAGCUCUUCGACACACCCAGCAAGUCGGUCAUCUCGCUCACCUUUGACCUGCCCCCCCCGGCCCCUCUGCAACUCGACACCCCCGUGACGCCCGACCCGGCCGUGGAGGUGCAGUGUGACUUCUCGGCACCCGCCGCGGCCCCCCGCAAGUGCCACUCGCUGCCAGCCUCCCCCGAGCUGCCCCGCCGUGGGGGCCUGGAGCUGGGCAUGGGAUCCCCAGCCCGGCCCCCCAGCCCGAAGCGGGGCCAGGAGGAUGCUGGAGAGCUGGGAAACGGGGUCUGUGCCUCCUCCCCCAGCCCCGCAGCAGAGGAGCGGAUGGACUGCGGCUCCGACAGCCCCGAGCCGCCACGGGUCCCCACUCUGGCACCCGCCACCAGCAACUUCAUCCGCACGGCAUCCUCGGGAGCCCAGCCCUGGCACCCGGAGCCGAGGGCGCCCAACGGGCUGCUCUUCAACAACAACCACGUGGUGGUCAGCAAGCCGCUGUCCUGGGGCAGCGGGCUGGAGCGAGGCUUCUCCGAGCUCAGCAUCCCCUGCGCUGCCGCGGCGCUGGAGCGGACGGAGCGCGCGGCCAUGCUGCCCGGGCACGGCCCCAGCACCGUGCUGGAGCAGGAUGAGGUGCUGCCCUGCCCCGGCUGCUGCUUGGGGCCUUUCAGCUUCAGCUUUGCCUCCGUUUGCCACCGGCCCGCGCCCAGCCCUCCCCGCUACCAGAACCUCAACUGCGAGGCCAAGAGUCUCCUGUGCCACGACCGUGGCCGCCUCCAGAAAGCCCCGGGGCCGAUGCUGGCGGAGCCCAGCCUGAAGCUGCCGGAGGCGCAGUCCUAGUGCUGGGGACCGUGGCUGCGGCCAGGGGCUCCUGGGACACCCCCAGCACAUGGGGUGUCUCUGGGAGCCUGGGGUGUUGUGUCCCCUUCCCCAAGUCUGUCCUCGCGCUCGCCCGGUGCCUGGUGGCCGCGACGGUACUGCUGAGGUGCCCGUCCUGCUGGGAUCGGCCUCGGGGGGCUGUGGGGAGCCCCGAGGUGGGCUGGGUCCUUGCGGGGGUCCCGGUGGGGCUGGGCUGAAGUGCAAUAACACCGCUGCCCCGGGCAGCAGGGCUGGUUCCCCGCAGGGCUCAAGCUGUGGCUGUGCCCCCCCCCCCAUCCCCCCGUCCCCAAGGGCUCGCCCCUCGGUGGGCUCUCACAGCCCCCAGAGAAGGGGGGUGAGCAGAUUUUGGGGGGGUGGGAGGGGGCAGAGCGGCUGUGUGUGUAUGUGUGUGUUGGAGGGAGUCUGGGGAUUUUUGGGGUGUCCAUGCUGCCUCCCCACGAGGGUGGGUAGCAUUCCUGGUCCCCCACACAGCAGAGGCACCAUGGUGUGCAGAAGGGCGAUGCCAGAGGGGUGCAGUGUGCGGGUGGGGGGUGCCGGCGCUUGGCGCUGAGCCCCCUGGCACACGGGGCCCCCUCCUGCCCCGCCACCACAUCAAUGUCGGGGGGACAUAUCCGUGUCACCUCCCCACAGCGGAGGGCAGCCUGCGCCCCCCAGCACCGUGGGGCCAGGAGGACACGGGGGGGAUGCCCGGCAAGGGUGGGAGCCGGCUUUCCUCCCUCCCGCACAAUGCACUGGUGAAUGCAGAACUCUUGUGUUUUUUUUUUAUUAUUAUUAAUAAUAACAAUAAUUGCUAGUAAUAUAUACCCAGCUUAUUUAAAGUGUUCAAUAAAAACUGAAUGUCCCAGCGA
Molecule: messenger RNA, 2363 nt
Organism: Oxyura jamaicensis (ruddy duck)
Lineage: Eukaryota; Metazoa; Chordata; Aves; Anseriformes; Anatidae
Product: dual specificity testis-specific protein kinase 1-like
Biological process (GO): protein phosphorylation; actin cytoskeleton organization; positive regulation of stress fiber assembly
Cellular component (GO): nucleus; cytoplasm
Molecular function (GO): protein serine/threonine kinase activity; ATP binding
Source: RefSeq, a predicted model, not a curated record